UACUUGGUAGCAUUAAGUUUAUUUUUCUACUAUGUCUGCAAAAUCAGCCGUAACAGGAACUCCGCUUGCCAAUGGUGGUGUUAAGGGAGAAUGGACGACCGGUUUAUGUGGUUGUUUUGAAGAUGCCUCUAACUGCUGUGUCACUUGUUGCUGUCCUUGUGUCACCUUUGGACGAAAUGUUGAGAUAAUUGACCAAGGAACUACUUCUUGUGCUCAUGCUGGUGUAAUCUACUAUUGCCUGGCUCAUGUUGGUUGGGCUUGUAUCUACACAUGCACUUAUCGUACAAAAUUGAGAGCUUUCUUUAGCUUGCCAGAGGACCCUUGUGGAGAUUGCCUUGUCCAUUGCUGUUGUCUUCCUUGUGCUGUUUGCCAAGAAUACAGAGAGCUCAAAAACCGCGGUUUUGACCCCUCCCAAGGAUGGAUGGCUAACGCUCAGAAAUGGAGUCAAGCUGGAGUUACUGUUCCUCCCCUUAUUGCACCAGGAAUGACUCGCUAAAAGAGGUUUCAAACCACCUGCAGGCUGUGUUCUAAUUUCAUAAUUCUGUAGUUUUAUUUUGUUUUGUUUUUAAUCUUACAAUGUAUGAAGUGGAAAUUGUGAGAAAUGUUUGUUUUCCCUAUGAAUACUUGUGAACGUACCUUGUAGCUCUUAUCUUAAAUUUGGUCUCUGCUAUAAAUAAAGU
Solanum dulcamara is the source of this 680-nucleotide messenger RNA. RefSeq names its product cell number regulator 2-like. NCBI's taxonomy places the organism in Eukaryota, Viridiplantae, Streptophyta, Magnoliopsida, Solanales, Solanaceae. The coding region runs from base 32 to 496 and encodes 154 amino acids. The transcript has 4 exons. The record is from RefSeq and is a predicted model, not a curated record.